AUGGCUGAGCAGCCCUCCCCAGAGGUGGCCCUGCCAGCCCAGGUGAUGGCUGUGGACAACACUGAAGCCCCUCCGCUCCAGGCCACCCGCCGCGGCUCCCAGCCCCCAGCCCUGGCACGGGGCAUCGAGGAAGGUAAACCGCCGCUCCUGCCCUCCCGACGCAGCUCCAUCCUCAGCACCCACCCAGCACCCCUGGCCAGCCGCCGCAGCUCCAUCCUCAGCACCCACCCAGCACCCCUGGCUAGCCGCCGCAGCUCACUUGGGGCAGCCCCAGGUGGCAGGCACCCCUCCAUCGGCCCAUGGAUGCUCCACAGCCGUGUGAGCUUCUCCGGGCUGCCCCUCUUCCAGCCCAUCCUCAAGACCCGCCUCGAAAACACUUACAGGAUGCAGCCAGAUGAAGGUUGCAAGUUUGACAUGGGACGGGUGCAACGGGUGCUGGAGGGGACCCUGGCCAGCACCCUGGGGACUGCAGUCUACAGCCCCCAGGGCAGCGCCCCACUAGCCCAGAGCCUGGCUGAGCUGCUGCGGAGCCGGGCAAAGGAGGUGGUGCCACCCCGCUACAAGCUGGUCUGCCACGUGCUGCUGGGCCAGCAGGGCCAGCAGAGCCUGCUGGUGGCCAGCCGGGCACUGUGGGACCCUGAGAGUGACAGCUUUGCUUCUGCCACCUUCUCCAAUGCCUCCCUCUUUGCUGUGGCCACAGCGCAUGGGGUCUACUUUGAGUAG
Molecule: messenger RNA, 723 nt
Organism: Nipponia nippon (crested ibis)
Lineage: Eukaryota; Metazoa; Chordata; Aves; Pelecaniformes; Threskiornithidae
Gene: DYNLT4
Product: dynein light chain Tctex-type 4
Biological process (GO): microtubule-based movement
Cellular component (GO): cytoplasmic dynein complex; cytoplasm
Molecular function (GO): dynein intermediate chain binding
Source: RefSeq, a predicted model, not a curated record